Molecule: messenger RNA, 1185 nt
Organism: Daphnia pulicaria
Lineage: Eukaryota; Metazoa; Arthropoda; Branchiopoda; Diplostraca; Daphniidae
Product: lactosylceramide 4-alpha-galactosyltransferase-like
Exons: 2
Coding region: 61-1146 (361 amino acids)
Biological process (GO): glycosphingolipid biosynthetic process
Molecular function (GO): hexosyltransferase activity
Source: RefSeq, a predicted model, not a curated record
GCAAGUGAAGUAGCUUAUUUUUACUUAUCUCAGCUUAUAGGCCAAAUUAUUUUAAAGCAAAUGUCAAUUAAAUUGUUAACCGUUAAAAUGAAUUCACUCUCAACACAGUUUUGGAGAACAGACCAUUUUCAUUUUAUUUUGACUUUGACAGCUGUGACAUUAAGUGCUCUGAUAUUAAUAUCAGCGUUCUAUUCCAAAGGCAUCAAUAGGGCAGAAACCUCGUCGUCAAAAGUUCCACGUCGUCUGGAUAUUUUCUUUGUCGAGACUUCAGGUAAAUCGUGUCUCACCUUCCGCCAGGCGUGCGGAAUCGAGUCGGCCGCCAAGGCCAAUCCCGACGCCCGAAUUAAAUUGUACACGGAAAAAUCAACUGCUGGGAUCAUCAACAACUUAUCGCCGGAAAACGACCACCGGGAAUUCUUCCGCUGCCCCGUCACCAGCGUUUUGCUCAAGCAAAUGAACAACAUUGAAAUCGUUCGAGAAAACUUGGUCGAGCUCUUGCAAGAGACGCCGCUGUGGCAGCUGCACAAAACCGGUUCGUUCAACCGGUCCAGCUGGAGGCUCUUUCACCUGAGUGACGCAGCUCGGGUGGCCCUGCUCUGGAAGAAAGGCGGCACUUAUCUCGACAUGGACUGCAUCGUCUUGCGCCCGUUGGAGAGUCUCAACAACACGAUCGGCACGGUGGAAAACGGCAACGUGCCCAGCUGGGUGGAAAACGGGGUGAUGGCCUUCUCGGCUGGCCACCCGUUUCUCCACUUUCUCAUGAAGUAUAUGGUGCUGGCCUUCGAGCCGGAUAAUUACAUCAGCCUCGGCCCGGACACUCUACGCGACGCCAUGUUUUAUUUUUGCAAUCGUGAAACUUUGCCGGCCAAUCAUUGGGUCAACUGUCGGCACAAUUCUUCGAUAUUUAUCCAACCGCCGGAAUCUUUUUACGCCAUCAACAACAGUCGAAUGGAAAAUUUUUAUCAACCGGAAUUCGAUCCCAAUGAUUGGGAUCUAUUGCAUCGCGAUAGUUUUCUGUCGCACAUUUAUGGCGCCGGUCAUGGACGAAUCGCUCCGCCCGGAUCACUUUACGCAGAGUUGGCCAGGAAAUACUGUCCAGUGAGUUAUGCAAUGGCAACUGCUGGCGGAGCUAAUGGUCUUUUUUAACUAUUCCAAACAAGCAAAUCAGAAUUUUUUUAAAAAUUU